CCACAGAUACCUGAAUUAUAACACUGUUUGGAACUGAAAGACAACGGGAAUUCACCUUCUGGAGCAGAGAUUUCAUGGGUUCAAAUUCCAACACGGUGGUGGUUACUGGUUUUGGUCCCUUCAGACAAUACCUGGUUAAUUCCAGCUGGGAGGCAGUGAAGGAGCUGUCCAAGAGAGGCCUUGGUGAAAACAUCGAUCUCCAGGUCAUGCAGCUGCCAGUGGUUUACCAAAAAGCAAAGGAGCAAGUCAUCAAGAUAUGGACGACUCUUCAGCCACUGCUUACUGUUCACGUUGGGCUGGCUUCAUCCACCACAGUCAUCAUCCUGGAGCAGUGUGGGAAGAACAAAGGCUACCAAGACAGGGAUGCUUGUGGUUUUCACCCAGAAGGUGCCUGCUGCGUGCUAGAUGGCCCAGAAAAGAUUGAAUCUACAAUUAAUAUGAAGACUCUCUGGAAAAACGUUUCAGUGGAAGGGAUUGAUAUCAUCUUCUCCAGAGAUGCAGGGAGGUACAUCUGUGAUUACACCUACUACACUUCUCUGUAUUAUGGCAAUGGAAGAGCAGCUUUCAUCCAUGUGCCUCCAUUAUCCAAUCACUUCCUUCAAAUCACAUGGAGCAGAGGUGCUGAACAGCACAGGUGAGCCUGGGGAGCAGCAAACCUGUUCUGUUUCCCCAACCAGUGAGGUUCUUGUAAUCCAAAAGGUAACUGCCCUAGACAGUAAAGUGAAAUGACCAGGUAAGAUGAUCCCACCCCAACCAGAGGGCUCUGGAAGACCAGGAUACUGAAGAUACAGAACAUUUUCCCAACUCCUUUACUCACUCGCUGUAUGGUGGGACACAAAGCUUGGGCGGGAAGGGGGAGAGGAACAAGCCAUGAGUUGGACAAGUCAGCGAUCCUUUUUGGCAUAUUGUAAAGCUAACUAGUAAACUGGUACCAUGGAAAAACUGAUCACAGACAGACACACCCACACACAGACACAGAAAAGUGCCCUUAAAUUAUAUUUUAGGCAUUUAUAAACUACAAACAUUUUAUAAAAUUAUUCUAUGUACUUACAAAAUGCAAUGAAACAUUUAAUUAGUUCUUGUAAACCAGAUCUUCGUCAACUGACUACCCGUAAUCUACUGGACUUAAAGCCCUAUUGAAAAUGCUAAUUAAUGGUUACUAAUCAACAGAACGCAUACCAAAAAAAAUAUAUGAGCACACACGCAAAUGCACACACACAAACUAGGGAAGUUCUAAGGUACUUGCAGAACAGACCAGCUGUAGGUGAGACAGAUCCAUACAGACCGAUGACAACCACUGCCAUGCUCCUGGGAACGAAUUCCCCGCUCCAGCUGCCAAGUCCGGAGGUUUAUGUACAAGUACCAACGAUCAGAACAGGGACACCUGAGCUCUGGUGCUGUCCCACAGAUUAAGCUCAGGAAAACCACCUCAAGCUUCUGCCAAGCCCUGUGUCUCCAGAUCCCCAUUGCCAUGUCCUGUUUUCAGGUGUCUCCCCACAAACACAUCUCCGUGCUGACUGACCCGGCUGCUCGAGGUCAGGGGCUGUUCAGCACCUCUGAGCAGCAGCUUUCUGAACUGAGGUGUCCUUCCUGCCUACUUGAGUUCUGUAUCUUCAGCACCCCUGGCCACUUGGGUUGUUCCUACACAUCGUUCUCCAAUCCUUGUCUGCACAUCUACUCAUGGGUUAAGUUGCAAUAUCUGGCUUUAUCACUGGUUAGUAAGGAGUGGAUCCCUUGCACCUUCCUCCACUGUUGUUCAGCCCAGUGAUUGAAUACACGGUUGACAAACAAAAUAAAGAAAACAGGAAACAAGUGUUACUUGUACUAAUGGAAUGAAAAGGGUUUAAAUAUAUAUAUCUAUAUUAUAGAUAUACAUAUGUAGGUAUAUAUAUAUGUAUAUAUAGAUAUAUAUGUAUGGAGUUACAGCAACAAUAGGAGUGUUGUUCACUUAGUCUCGGAUUGCACCGAGCACCCCUCAGCAGAUCCCAGAGGACCUGACAGCAGCUCCCUCUGGUCACCAGUCAUCCUGGGCAAACUGGGCCUUCUUUUUGUUUUGAGACCAAGAGGAGCAUCAGUGUGACCGUGCCUAGAACCACAGAGCACUUGGAGCCAGCUGGGAGGGGCAGAGGCAUCGCGCUGAGGGAGCCGCGGUGCCCGCGGGCUGGCCCGGCCCCACGCCUUCCACCGCGCUCGGCUGCUGCGCCUUUGUGUCAUCCCCCCAAAACAGCAUCUGAUUUACUCAGGAAUCACGUUCCUUUGCAACCAAAGCACCUCCUGUGCCCCCGAGAGCUCUGCAGUGCGGGGCAGGUGAGAGCCAUGGCUGGGCCCUGCAGUCACAGCCGCCUGCUCCCCGCAGCGACGCCAACUCCUUAUCCCACUGCAUCCAAACAUCUCGGUACCAUCCGGCAAAACGCUGGGUUUCAGGGCUGGGUGGGCUUUUGUUUUCAAUUUAUAAACAAACUGGAUUACUUGAACUUUAUUCAAACAUAGCUGAAGUUCUAAAUAAAUUUUCCAUACCAGACAAGCCAGUGGUCUCAGGGAAGAACAACAUUACAAACCAUAUCAUGACUCUAUCAAGCCAACAUUAAUUCUCAGUUGUUCACAUGCACAAACAACUCGAUUUACUGUCCAAGGGAAGUCUGCAUGAAAAACCCAUGUGAAUAAAGCUAUUCAAAAUGCACAAAACACAACAAAAAAAACUAUGGAAACAAACAGAACAAAAAAGGAAUUAAGCUUGAAUUGCAAACACAGAACGCAAUGGUAUCACGAAGGUGGUUUGGUCCAGGAGAGCUGACUGCCAUCACACACAUGUAUGUGAGGCCCUGUGACUGUCUUCUACUGAAGUGCUUUUUGAAAUGUUUCUCGUGAUGCUACGCCAUUAGUGUUUCUUCCUAAUGCAUUGUAAAACCACCUACAUACAAUUCUACAAACCAGUAACUCGGACAGUUUUAACAAAACCCUCCCAGCCAGCUGAAAGAUCUGAGGAUCUCCAGUUGUGGUAAUCAAUAUGUGCAAGGGAGGGGAACAACCACUGCACCCAAAGGUCACUGGAACAUAAUCAAACAUGGAAAACCAAACCCAUCUAGUGAAAACUUCCAAUUUUGCUGGUUUCUCAGGACUAGGGAGAAAUGCUCCCUCCAAAGACAAACUCUCAGAAUUAACCACAGCACUGUGUAUCCAAGAGGCCAUGUACAACUCCAAGCACCACAUUACUCAGAUACCACAACCAACACCUGCAGGAACAGCUGCCAGAGCUGGAAAAAGGGAAACAUUAUACAUCAAAUUGAUGGCAAGCUCGUGUUAGUCCUGUGUGCUUGUAAACCAGUUACACGCUGUCAGAGAGCAGUUAAAAUUUGAUGGCUGGUCCAUCAGAAUCCACAGUUAUAAGGCAUAUAAACAGGGGAAGAAAAGGGAACUGACUUUUUACUGGCGCGUUAAAAGAAAUCGAUUCAAUAUUAGUUUGGGGGAAGAAAAUUAAAAAAAAAAUAAAUCAGUGCUCUCAUCAAACAGAAGCAGCAAAGACCCAAAGCUGUAAACUCGAUCUAGCAGGAUCAUCAGGCAGCCUGUGACAGGUUUUUUGGUCAAGAAAGUGAUGCCAUCGCUGUAUGAGCCAAUUUAUUUUGGGGUUCUGAUUCAGCCAAAUGUCUUUUUGGUGCUUGUGACAUCUGAGCAAGAACUGGCAGGAAUGACUUAGCCCAUUCUACAGGACAAACAGAAAGACCAUUCCCUUUAGUAUUUCUUCUGGACCUCCAAACAUUGUAAACAGUUGAUUGCUGUAACAGAUUUCAGCAAAUACUCACAAUUUGAAGUCCCCGUAUCAGGUCACCAACAUUUCCACUCCUCCAAACAUGCAGCGUUUUGCUGCUGACCCACGGACUGCUGUGACAGCACAUGAAAAAGCCUCUGUGUUUCCUUACAGAAUGGUCACCCCAAGUCAGACAACUCUUGGAUUUCUCCUCACAAUAACGAAUCUGAUGCAAAAAAUUGGAGAAACCCCUUGGAAUUGCGGCAAAUAUUCUGAAGUGACCCUUUGUGACAGGCAGUGAUUGUUCCCCUCCAGAACCUAGAGCAUGUGGUAUAUGGAGUGAGAGGUUACCAGUAUCAACGGCAUUUAUUGGCUGCUGAGAAAUGUGAGAUGUAUUCUUUUUAUAUACACACAUAUAAAAAAAUAAGAGUGAGGUAGAUAAAUGUUUGAAAAAAAAAAAUCAAAAACUGUCCCCCUGUCAUACUCUAAAACCCUUAUCUUAGUAUUUAAAUUUAUUAUGGGGCAUCUCUACAGUGAUUUAAACUGAUAUCACAAAAAUAAAUAAAAAAUCCUACAUAGAAUACCUUCUUAAUUAACUUUUUUGUCUUUUUCAUUUUUAAAAGGGAAAAAUAACUACGGGACAGAGGCAAGAGAAGAUAAUGGGACCUAAACUACACAAGCAAAAAGCACUACAAACUUUUUAAAAUCUCCAGUCAAAACUAGCAAUCAGUAUAUUUUAAUCCGUUGUUCUUACUCAAAAGAUUUGAACGUUUCCAUCCCAGAACCACCUCUUCCUGCCAUCGUUUGGUUGGAUCAGUGCUAAACAAAGGCCCGGACGCUGGAACUAAGGUAAGAUGAGCAACUGGUGCAACUCCUUGGUUGUCGACUUCCUGACGGCCCCUCCUUCCCCUCUCACCAAGGCUUCUGCAACUGAGCAAACAAGCUCACUCGUUUUCUUUUGUUCUGAGGUUUGGUCUAUGAUUUAAGCCACAAGCUUGGACUUGUACAGGUUUCCAUAGCUGCCAACACUUCACCGUUUGCCAGCCAAGCCGCUGGCCCCAGCUCUGUGCUUUCCACCCAGCUCCACAGAAAUGGGGUGGUGGCUUCGUUUGGUUGGUGCUUGUUUUCCUCACCAGGGGUGUGAAGUGCAGCCCAGGUGCCCUCCCAGGAGGGUUCCCCUCCAUGAGAGCUUUCCCAUCAGGAAGGAGAAGAGCUGGGGUUGGCUGGAGCCAGGUGUUCAGUGGCCACCCUAGGAAUGCCUGGCAUCAUCGCCAGCUGCACCUGGCAUAGCUCUUGUUCACAGGGUGGGAGGGCUAAAUAGUCUUUUUACAGAUCAGUGACCCAAAAGCCUGGUUGUCUGCUGUUGUACCCAACAAAUAAUUUAAAAAGAAUACAUGUGUGUGUGUGUCUGUGUGGGGAUGGGCGGGUGGGGGGGUGUGCCACAACCAAAACAAGCGGGGAGGGGACGAGGGGUAGGACCCUUGUACAACAAUGAAUAUAAACACUGAACAAGAAUGUACUAAAUAUUUAACCUUUUGUUUCUGACCUGAGUUUGUAUCAUGCCUUGCACUGUAAGAGACUCCCGUGCUGCCUGGGCAGAGGAUAGUGGGAAGGAAGGAAAACCGGGGCUUAAAAACACCACACCACAGCACUGCCAGAGUGUUCCCGUGCGGGGUGUCCCUUCUUUCUCCGUGUCCCCCUCAAAAGCCCUGUAAGCCCACACAGCCAAGAUGCUGUAAAACAACUAAUGGGAAAAAAAAAUAAAAUAAAAUUAAAUUAAAAAAAAAAAAAAAAA
Pseudopipra pipra is the source of this 5540-nucleotide messenger RNA. RefSeq names its product pyroglutamyl-peptidase I like (gene PGPEP1L). The transcript has 6 exons. Lineage: Eukaryota; Metazoa; Chordata; Aves; Passeriformes; Pipridae. Gene Ontology annotation, cellular component: cytosol. Gene Ontology annotation, biological process: proteolysis. Gene Ontology annotation, molecular function: pyroglutamyl-peptidase activity. The coding region runs from base 75 to 638 and encodes 187 amino acids. The record is from RefSeq and is a predicted model, not a curated record.